CUUUCAAGUCACCUUUCGCUCAAUCUAUUUCGCAUCCAACAAGAUGUCAAUCUACGAAGCUUUCCUUCGCUGUGAGAGUGCUUUUGAAGAGCUAUACGACGCGACAUGGUCCUACGAGGGAUCCUACCAUUACGGUGUGGUGGAAGACCAUCGGGAUUUCAAGUCCUGGGCACACACCGUUGGUGCUGCUUUCUCGCAGGCGUUUCUCGAUCGUUCCUUGGACAAUAAGCUCCGGGAAUCGUCCCCGCUGAGAGAUAGCGUCCCCCACCUGCUGGCUUUGCUGGAGCAAAGCAUCGAAAACGCCUGUCAGGUUCUAAGAAAGGAAGUCGCUUUUCUUGAAGCACCUUGCUAUAAAUCCUACGACCUUGGCUUGAAAUUGAAACUCGCGGAGCCAGAGACCAAAGAGAUCUUGUCCUGCGCAGAUGUCCCCGACUACUGGGAUGGUGAAACCGUGGCUCACUUGUCUGAUACCUCGGAGGAUUAUGCUUCGGACUCAACGGCUCAUUCAGAUCCCCCUGAGGCAACCGAGUUGCAGAACGCCGUGGAUGUGAUUCGACAGGGAAUGGACUCGCUCUGGAAUCUUGAGCUCGACAAUCCCGAGUCGCUUGAUCGCUUUGAAUCUUCCUUUGACGAAGAAGUGGCACUCUUUGAGGAUUCCGAUAUCGCCUUGGUUCGGGCGACUUUUCCUGAUGAGCGUCUGGGCGAAGAUGUCCGACGCCGCAUGGGAAAGAUGAUUACCAUGUGUCGGCAGAUUCUGUUCGAUCGCCAGAGGGAGAAAGGUCUGCCGCUGCAGAUUUCGUCGUCUACCAUUAACCCUGACUUUAUGUCAUGCGCUUCUGACCCGGAUUUGCCCGUUCGAGUGCCGAAUUCCCCGGUUGAGCUGAAGGAAGGAGAAGCGACCGAGUUUGAAUGCAAGUACUGCUACAAUGUCGUUCAAAUUGAUGGCCAUCGUGCCUGGGAAGAGCAUGUCAUCAAUGACCUGCAGCCGUACGUCUGCACUUAUACCCAGUGCAACGGUAUUACUCACUUCUUCGAAGAUAUGGACGAGUGGGCUGCCCAUGAGAAGAAAGAGCAUGACAAGGGGGGCUACUGGUGCAAUUUGACCGGACAUGAAACCUUUGAAGAUCGGGCUGAAUUUACGCAGCAUAUGGUCGAGGAUCACCACAUGUCCGCCGAGGAAGUCUCUCCGCGUCAGUACUUCUGGCACGCCUCCGUGGCUGUUGGGGUGCCCCCGAGCGACGAGCCGGAUGCGCCUGAAGAGCUCUGUAACCUGUGCUUCCAGUAUACUCAUGAUCGGACGCAGCAUGUGGCACGGCAUUUGCAGCAACUGGCCAUGUUUGCCAUUCCUUGGGAGGACUUCGGUACUGACGAGGUCGAUACCGCCGGUGAUGAGAUUGAUACUUAGUACGAGGCGAAGCGGUACUACCGCGAUGUACCUGAAUAUCGGACAGUGUUUGUUUUGCUUGACUCGGAUUGAUCCUUGCUUUGUUCGCUGAACCACAGUCUUUACCGUGUCGCUUUGCACAAAUUGACCAGUUGCUUCAUUAACUGUAUUCGAC
Molecule: messenger RNA, 1559 nt
Organism: Aspergillus ibericus CBS 121593
Lineage: Eukaryota; Fungi; Ascomycota; Eurotiomycetes; Eurotiales; Aspergillaceae
Exons: 3
Coding region: 44-1405 (453 amino acids)
Source: RefSeq, a predicted model, not a curated record